AUGGCGACCGCAGGGGAGAAGGCUGCUACGGCCCUGAAACUGCAGGGGAAUAAAGCAUUCGCAAGCCAUGACUGGAUUCAAGCAUUGGAUUUAUACUCUAAGGCUAUUGAGGAAUAUGACCAGGACCCCUCUUUUUUUUGUAACCGCGCACAGGUACAUAUCAAGCUGGAGGCAUAUGGCUAUGCGGUUGCCGAUGCCACCAAGGCAAUUGAGCUCGACCCCGACUAUGUAAAGGCAUACUGGCGACGAGCAGUCGCCAAUACCGCGAUCCUUAACCCCCGCGCGGCCCUAAAAGACUUCAAAACAGUUGUCCGCAAGGCCCCAAAUGACCGCGACGCGAAGUUAAAACUUGCAGAAUGCGAAAAACUGGUGCGGCGUAUAGAGUUCGAGAAGGCCAUUGAGGUCGCGGACCCGCCCUCGGCCUUUGAAGGGCUGGAUGUUGAUGGUAUGAUCGUUGAAGAAAGCUAUGAUGGCGCACAGUUAGGAGAGUCGAUGACGCAGCAGUUCGUUGAUGACAUGAUUGAGCGGUUUAGAACGGGCAAGAAGAUUCAUAAGAAGUACGCGUUUCAGAUUGUGCGGGCGACGAGGAAUAUUGUUUAUGAUGAGCCGACGAUGGUGGAGAUUGGGAUUAAAGAGGGGACGAAGUUGACGGUUUGUGGUGAUACUCAUGGCCAAUUUUUCGAUCUCCUCGAAAUCUUCCGCCUAAAUGGCUACCCCUCCGAAACACACGUCUACCUCUUCAACGGUGACUUCGUCGACCGCGGUUCCUGGUCCACCGAAGUGGCUCUCCUGCUCUAUGCGUACAAGUGGCUGUAUCCGCACCAUUUCUUCAUGAACCGCGGCAACCACGAGACAGACGACAUGAACCGCACAUAUGGCUUUGAAGGCGAAUGCAAGGCCAAAUACAAUGAGCGCCUCUUCAAGACUUUCUCGGAGUCCUUCUCCGCGCUGCCACUCGCCACACUGAUCGGGGGAAAGUUCCUCACGCUGCACGGGGGCCUGUUUUCGGACGAUAAGGUUUCGCUUGAUGAUAUUCGGAAGCUGAACAGGCAUAACCAACGGCAGCCGGGGCAGUCAGGCCUCAUGAUGGAGAUGCUAUGGGCGGAUCCACAGACGGCGCCUGGGAGGAGUCCGAGCAAGCGAGGAGUUGGGAUGCAAUUUGGACCGGAUGUGACGAAGAGGUUUUGUGAGAAUAACGGACUUGAGGCGGUUAUUAGGAGCCAUGAGGUUAGAAUGGAAGGAUAUGAGGUUGAGCAUGAUGGGAGGUGUAUUACUGUGUUCUCCGCUCCUAGAUAUUGCGACAAUACAGAAAAUAAAGGCGCGUAUAUCAAUAUCGGCCCCGAGCUAAAGCUAGAAUUCCAUAAGUUCGAGGCUGUGCCUCAUCCUGAUAUUAAGCCGAUGGCGUACGCUUCAAACUCAAUUAUGUCGCUAAUGUGA
This is a messenger RNA of Histoplasma capsulatum G186AR, 1437 nucleotides long. Its product is annotated as serine/threonine phosphatase. Gene Ontology annotation, molecular function: protein binding; protein serine/threonine phosphatase activity. NCBI's taxonomy places the organism in Eukaryota, Fungi, Ascomycota, Eurotiomycetes, Onygenales, Ajellomycetaceae. Gene Ontology annotation, cellular component: cytosol; nucleus. The record is from RefSeq and is a predicted model, not a curated record. Bases 1 to 1437 code for a protein of 478 amino acids. The transcript is spliced from 6 exons.